CACACCUAAUUAAUUCAUUUACAAUUAUGUCGCCAAAACCACUAGUUCAAUUUAAAUUCCCACCCCAAAUAUGUUUCAACAUUUAUAGCUUGAAAUUAGACCCAUUAUAAUGGCUCAUACAGUUUCAAAGAAGAAUGUCGUGGAUGAACUAUCACUUGAGGAAUAUUUUUGAAAUAAAAUAAUAAGUAAUAAAUAUUUCUAUACUUCAAAAAAAAAAAAAAAAAAAAAGAGGAUCCACUUCCUUCUACGCUUCUACCUACCCCUCUCUCUCUCUAGAACUCAACUACUACGACACCCACCGAGAAGAGAAGCCAACCAACUACCCACAAACAAACAAAGAGAACUUUCCCUUUCCUUUCUGCAAUUUCUUUUCAUUUUCUUCUUCCCUUCUUCAAUUCCUGCAUUUUACUACUUCUCUUCUUUCUCUCACAAUCUAUCUCUUUCUUGCCAACUUUUUCUUCUGGGGUUUUACAAAUGGAGGCGAAGCUGUUGAGAGCUGCCUCUCCCACCGUGUCCGGCCCCUGCAUUUCCAAGCCCUCGCGCCGUUUCGCCCACAAAAAAUGGCAAACAAAUCGCGCCGUCCGCUUUCAGAAUUCGAGUAUUGUCCCUCUCACAAUUCGAGCUUCCGCAGCUACUCUUGGGUUGGAACCAAAGCAUAGGAUAGAUGAGAGCGAGUGCUAUACCCUUGAUGGUAUCAGAAACUCAUUGAUACGGCAAGAGGAUAGCAUUAUAUUUGGUCUUGUGGAGAGAGCUCAAUUUUGUUACAAUGGAGAAACAUAUGAUCCUAAUGCUUUUGCCAUGAAAGGAUUCAGUGGCUCUUUGAUUGAGUACAUGGUCAAAGAAACUGAAAAGCUUCAUGCAACAGUUGGAAGAUACAAGAGUCCUGACGAGCAUCCUUUCUUCCCUGAUACUCUACCGGAGCCACUGUUGCCUCCCCUUGAGUAUCCACAGGUUCUCCAUCCUGCAGCAGACUCAAUCAAUAUUAAUGGUCAGAUUUGGGACAUGUAUUUCAAGAAUCUCCUCCCCAGAUUAGUUAAAGAAGGUCAUGAUGGUAAUUGUGGAUCCUCUGCUACUUGUGACACAAUUUGUUUGCAGGCCCUGUCAAAGAGAAUUCACUAUGGUAAAUUUGUUGCUGAAGCAAAAUUCCGGGAAUCUCCUGAUGUCUACAAAGCUGCCAUUAUAGCACAAGACAGAGAUGGACUAAUGGAUUUGCUUACAUACCCAGAGGUCGAAGAGGUUAUCAGGAGAAGAGUUGAGAUGAAAACCCGGACAUACGGGCAAGAAGUGACUCUCUCUGGAAGCGAAGACAACACUGAAGCGGUGUACAAAAUCAAACCAAGCAUAGUUGCUGAUCUUUACUGGGAUUGGAUCAUGCCAUUGACAAAGCAAGUUCAGGUUGAGUAUCUUUUGAGAAGACUCGAUUAAAUUGAACGAGGAAAGGAUGGCGUUCAAGAAGAGGAUCUGAAUCUGUUUAUAACAUAACAUGCUGCUUCCAUAAUUAUUAGCUCAUUAUAGAUGAUAGUUUGCAGAGCCUUUACAUUUGUUGAAUCAAUGUUGAAGAACUUUUGCUGUGAAUGAUUGUGGACUGCUUAAUCGGUGAAAGUUUCAAAUAGUAUGAUUUUGUGUAUUUAUAAAAUUAAUGUUUUUAAAA
Salvia miltiorrhiza (redroot sage) is the source of this 1651-nucleotide messenger RNA. Its product is annotated as chorismate mutase 1, chloroplastic-like. Gene Ontology annotation, cellular component: cytoplasm. Gene Ontology annotation, biological process: chorismate metabolic process; aromatic amino acid biosynthetic process. Gene Ontology annotation, molecular function: chorismate mutase activity. The record is from RefSeq and is a predicted model, not a curated record. The transcript has 6 exons. Bases 475 to 1425 code for a protein of 316 amino acids. NCBI's taxonomy places the organism in Eukaryota, Viridiplantae, Streptophyta, Magnoliopsida, Lamiales, Lamiaceae.